UUGCAGCUUGAUCAUUUUCUUGACAAAAAUCUCAAGGGUUUGAAGACGAAAUUUGAAAAAAAUAAGGUUAGUACGGGAUCAAAUGACAUAAAGGUGUUAUAAAAGAACAGAUUUCCUCGCCGCUCUCCCGGCCCGGCCCCUUUCCACACAACUGGACUUUAGGAUUUUGUACUCUCACGCCUAGCCCUUUUUUUUUUUUUGUUUUUUUUUUUUAACUGAUAGGCCAAAACGUAACGCAAGAGUACGGGAGGAGAGAAUAAAGGCACUCUUAGUCUACGAGCCCAAAUCUCUCUAUACCCUUAACACAAAUGACUGCUCAGUAGAAUCAUUAGACCAUCGUUCUGCAAACCCUUCCUAGUCAGAUGAUAACUUCGUCGUACACGUGGUUUACUCCUUUCUAUUUACUCCUUUAGUUUCAUGCCAAUUAAACUAAGGUGUGGUACUUGCGUGUUCCCUUCACAGGUUUAUAGUAUCAAGUCUUUACAAAUGAUUUCAGACGCACAGUUUGAAAGUAUGGGUCUAGCCAUUGGGCAGAUAGCAAUGUUGAAGGCGCUUCUUGUAGCUGAGGACAAACCGGUGGACGAGUCAAAAGGUAAAUCAACUUAAUAGGUAAAAUUGCCGACAAUCUGUAUUAGUUUUUGAAAAAAAUAUGAUACUUGUUUUGCGUUCUUUGUGUUCGCAAGCUUGAAAAUUAGGCCCUACAGGCUAGCUGCAUGAUUACAACUGCAGCGACAAAAACUUAUUUGUUUUGUUUGUUUGAGGGCACGUCAAUCUUAAGGAGUACAGAUAAAUAAUUAACACAACAACAUUGGAUUAGUUCAAUUUUUUGGCACUUACUUAAUUUAUUAAUAAAGUGCAUUUUCAAGGAUAUUAAUUAAAUAAUUUGGCAUCCAUCAUUCUUCUCUCCUAGUGCAAAAAGAGGAACGCAUUAAAACUUUGGUAGAGAAAAUAAGGAAAAGUGCCAAACAAGAAAAACCGCGAAAAUCCCGGCCAGGUCCCUCUCGAGUGCCUACAAAACAACAACCGAAUAAGCCUCGAAAGAUGUUCAUUGGUUGGCUUCACCGCUCAAGCAGCCAAUCCCGAUUCAAGCAAGUGAGAAUGAAAGACGGGGGAGGAAUUCGUGACUUCACAUACACCAAUGACGAUGAGAUCACUGUAGAUUUCCUUAAAGAGAAGGCCAGCAAACUAUUUUUUCCAGAAGGAGAUUCGAAGCUAGGUGCCCUACCUCGAAUGAAGCUUGAGUUGGGCAACUACGCGCAACAAAAAAUAACGGCUUUUAAGAACACAGAGGGGGAAGUAUGCACCUUUCAAGAAUAUCUCCGAUCACGGGGCCUGUUUGCCAGCCGCUGUUAUAUUUACCUGAUGUCCACAUCUACAGAAGAAGAGGACGGAAUAUCAGCGAGUGUCUCACAGAGACAAGAGGCCUGUAGCCAGCUGAAGUUGUCUGAGCAAGCUGAGAGCGUGCAAAGCGGUGUAUCUGACGUAUUCAUGGGGCUUGGACUUAACAGAGCACAACUAUCAGGAGAGUUGGGAAAACCGACAGGGAGUAGUUCAUCACGCAACGCUGGAGGCGAUAAAGAAAAGCAAAGGCCCCUUUAUGUGCUGAAGGAUGUGGCAAACAGUGUUCCCACCCAACAGGUUAUCAGCCAAAACGGACUGAUAGUUACUUACGAAUAUUGCACAGAAUCGUCCUUCAGUGACGUCAUGAUGAAAUCACUUUCAUUUUCAAUAGCAUCGUGCUAUGAACUCCGUUGCUUGAACGAACCUCAGACUCUAGACGAAGAGUUAGAAGCAUUUGACCCACUCGAAAAUGGUUUCACCAUCGCUGAUAUUUGUAAGGGAAAAGAAUAUUUUGUGGAAAAGUGCUACUUUUCCAAAUCAGAGGAUGUAGAAGACUUUAGGUAUGUCUUUCCUCGAACUUCCGACACCCAGUCCAGCAGCACCAUCCUCCAUCCUCCCUCCGAGGUCUGGGGAUACGACGGAAACCAAUUAAUUAUUGGAGUGAUAGCGUCCUGCCACCUCGGAACGAAUACAUGGUAUAUAUGGUAUCGUGAUGGCAAAAAGGUAAAAGAGGGCAACAACUGUUGUUGCCUUAUUAUAACAUCACCAGGAAGCUACCUCGUAGAGGUUCACUGUGGCGAAGAAAAGGCCACAUCAAAGCCAGUCGUGAUCUGUCCGGUUGACGAGUUGGAACCCCCAAGUAUCCCCGUCGCUGGCAUGGAGGCAAAAGAGAGCCAUUGUUUGAUGUCAGAAGAGGUACAUCCACCAGUUUCCGGCAAAGAUGGCCAUGGUCUUUUGCCAGUGGUUGAAAAGGACGAGGUGAUAUUGAAAGAUGAAAUUGGCAGAGGUUCCUUCGGUACAGUCUACAAAGGACUGUGGGCUGGAACUGAUGUCGUAGUAAAGCAUAUUAAGGUCAGAAAUGCAAAACGUCUCCAAGCAAGUGUGGAAUCUGAGAUAAAAGUGCACAGCCUUGUCCGCCAUCCAAACAUUGUGCAAAUUAUGGCAAUUUCAUUUUUGAAAAACGCCAUCUACCUUGUGUCAGAAUUGAUCAAAGGACCCAAUUUAGACGACCUUCUCUUCAGCAGCGAUGAUAAAAACGAUACCCAUUUCACCAUCCAACGUUGCAAUAAGUUGCACUUGGCAAAACAAAUCUGCCAGGCUGUUGCGUACUUACAUAAUUUGAAGCCCCCUGUGGUUCACAGAGACAUAAAACCCGCCAAUGUAUUAGUAGAUGAGGCAACACAGGUCACGAAACUCUGUGAUAUGGGACUGAGCAAAUUGAAAUCUGCUCAAUCCGUUAGUCAUACAACCAGCACGGGCAUACCUGGCACUCCUUCCUACAUGGCUCCAGAGUGCCUGCUGGAGAGAAAGAAGGCCACUGUUAACUCCGAUGUAUGGUCCUUGGCAGUUACAUUAAUAGAGCUGUUCACAGAAACGGACUGCUGGGGAGAGCAACUUCAAGAUAACGGUGCGCAGCGGGAGUCUCACGAAGAGGACGAGAGUGCUGUGGACUCACUUUUGGCCCUCAUGAAGAAGAAAGAGAGCCCUCGCUCAUUAGGAUUACUUUCAACCACCGUCGGUAAUUCGUUUCAGGGUAUA
Molecule: messenger RNA, 3099 nt
Organism: Porites evermanni
Lineage: Eukaryota; Metazoa; Cnidaria; Anthozoa; Scleractinia; Poritidae
Source: the annotation of a GenBank genome assembly